Molecule: messenger RNA, 1419 nt
Organism: Venturia canescens
Lineage: Eukaryota; Metazoa; Arthropoda; Insecta; Hymenoptera; Ichneumonidae
Exons: 6
Coding region: 1-1419 (472 amino acids)
Biological process (GO): DNA catabolic process
Cellular component (GO): cytoplasm
Molecular function (GO): nucleic acid binding; 3'-5'-DNA exonuclease activity
Source: RefSeq, a predicted model, not a curated record
AUGUAUGACGUUUUGACUAACAAAAAACACGACGAACAUCCGUACAAAUACGACGUGAACUGUAAGCUCGUUAUCGCUCUCGUGGACGCAGGUAUCGGUGAGGCUCAAAUUAACACAAUUUUAUCGGCUUUGAAUAUAAAAUCGGUAUCCAUGUGCACGAUCCGAAAAUAUGAAAUGUUCGUAGCCAAAGCUUUCACCGGAGCUGCUAAAAUCAGUUGCCAAAAAGCUAUUGCAAUGGAAAUUUCAAAUACGAAAGCAGAGCAACCAUCUGAGACCUCCAAUGAUUUAUAUAAUGAAAACAUGAAUCCAGGAUCUUGCGUAGUAGGUCCUACAGUAAAAGGAACACAAUUACUAUUAGGUCUUUCACCUGGCAAAAAUACUAAGGCUUUCAGAGAACACAAGGACAAAUUGAAAGAAAAAAGAAGGCAAGUCACUAAAACCUUAGACUUUUACAAAAGACGUUGUGAAAAAGAGACAUUGCGGAAGAAAAGAGACUCUGCUGCUAGUCGAAAAGAAGGCACCAGUUAUGAAUCUGGCUGUGGUUUGAACAACGCAUCAGAAGUUUUGAAUGAUUUGCCUCCAACUGCAGAUGAAAAUCAAAAUUACAUGGGUGCAAAAUUCGUCUUCGUCGACCUUGAGACAAGUGGCCUUGGACCUGCUGCAGAAAUAUGCCAGAAUGGCAUAAACGCAAGAGCCUCCGAGAUAACGGGGCUAUCUGUGGUAAAUGGAGAAUUGUUCCUCGAUGAUGAAAAGCAGACAACAGUAUCGCUUCAAACAGCUUUGAGCAAUUUUUUGCGAUACUUGAGCGGAUUCCAGAGGCAGGGGCCAAUUAUUUUAUUAGCUCAUAAUGGGACUCGAUUCGAUUUCCCAAUUAUCCUGAGGAAUAUGGAAAAACUAAAUUUGAUGUCUGAGUACCGAGCAGUUGUUGCAGGCUUUGUCGAUACUCUGGACGUUUUCAAAAAAGUUUUACCAAAACGUGAAUCAUACAGUCAAGAAAAUCUUGCAACAGCUUUAUUAAACCCUGAUGGACAUUAUCACAAUCGAGCACACAAUGCAAUCUCCGAUGUUCUCACUCUGAACCAACUUGUCAAUACUUUGAAUGAUAAAGCUACAAUACUUUUACAGGCAACAAAAAGUUUCGGCAAAAUUUUGAGGGAUCAAAAAAUGAAACCAAUCGCGACAGCAAACGUAGCAACAUUGCAACCAUUAGUAGGUGCAAUUAGUCGUGGGAUGAUCACGAAAAUAGCAAAAGCUGGCAUCGCAAUGUCAGCGCUUACGAAAAUUUUCAACGACAGUGGUGAAGCUGGGGUCAGGUCUUUAUUGACAGAAAUGGUGAAUGGCGUAGUUCGAGUGACAAAUAAUAAAGCGAUACUCGCAAAACUAAUUUCCAAACUCUCUGAGCUUCAAAGUCAUUCAUGA